Molecule: messenger RNA, 1678 nt
Organism: Symbiodinium necroappetens
Lineage: Eukaryota; Dinophyceae; Suessiales; Symbiodiniaceae
Source: the annotation of a GenBank genome assembly
GACCUUGUGUGGUAAGUGGGUGAUUGAUGGGUCUAAGCUUUGGGACGAAACUAAGGACCAUGCUGAAUGGAGUGACGCCUUCAUCGCUGAGGCUUUUCGACGACCCGAUGUAAGCCACCGACCUGCCCCUCUACGCUACGUUGACCCCCCGCACAUUAAAGAGCUCAUCGGACGUAGGAAGAGUAGUCAAGACUCCUGGACCCGAGCGGCCUUCAUGCAGGAGAUCCACCAGCUCCGAAUUGAGGCUAAAGCACAACAUAAGGAGGAACUCCUCAGGUCAGCUCGCUCGGGGGACUGCCGGGCGAUUGCUCACAUGCGCUCCAGUGCGGCCGGGGGCCAGAGUGAGGGCUCCUAUGUUCAACGGGCUGGGGGCAAGGACCAGGCGGCCACCCAGCUCUUCUCCUUCUACCAGUCUAAGUACUCGGCUCCUCCGGAACUAUGUCCCCCCCCCUGUCAGGUCCAAACACUGGCGGAUCGGAGCAGAGAUAUGCCGGUAGCAAGUGUUACCUUGGAAGAAAUUCAGCAAGCCCUCCAAGGGGCUAGGCAUGGAGUUAGCGCCGGCCUCGAUGGGGUCACUUAUGAGGGUAUCCAAUAUCUACUCCAGCAGGACAAGCAGGGGCGGAUUCCGUGCUACUUCACUAAGCUGAUCCAAGGGGAUCAACCACUCCCCGAAUCAUGGAAGAAAGGAGUGCAAGCAGCAGAUGGGGUCAUGGCAGCUCAGAGCACGAUGCAACUGCUAAGACAGGUGAAGGGAUCGGCAUAUGUUGCCAAAAUAGACAUAAGAGCGGCGUUUGACAGCCUUAGCCAGGCAGCCGUCUUGGCGUGGCUGCUCAGGUGCCAACCGGCUAAGGAAUGCGACGUCCUCUACAAGCUCCUCAGCGGUACAAGGGUUGAGCUGUCUCUGGCGGGGCAGACCCGCAGCAUCGACCUUUGUCGGGGGCUUAUGCAGGGUACUGCAUACUCAGCCGAUGUCUUCUCUCGAGUCAUGGACUUCUUCCUUUCUCCCUUGUCUGACCGUUUUGAUGAACUUUUUCCGGGUUGGACAUGUCCCAAUCUGGGCCUUCCGCAUUUCAUCAUUUACGCCGACGACAUUAUGUUGUUUGCGGACACGCCUGUUGCUCUUCAGUUUAAGCUUCAGGAGGUAGUUGACGUCCUGUCCACCAUAGGAAUUUGGCUACGAGGCCGAGCGUUGCCUCUGCAAGUAGAGAGUGCCCUGGUCUUCCUCGGCAUUCCUCUGGCCCAUACCAAUAAUGUGCAAAGCAUCAUGUCGCACCUCAUGCGAAGGACUAGCAAUGCGUAUUAUGGUUUCAAAAGAAUUAUGGAUGCGGGUGAAGCCCCCAUCUCGGUGCGCCUGCACAUCUUUGAGACGUUCAUAACGGCUAAAUGGGCGUGGGCCUCCCCUCUUAUGGUACCGACCCGUACCAUGCUCCGGCGCCUGGAGGAUGCGGAGGGACUCGCGACCUUCGAGUAUCUGUAUGACUUCUUCGAGGAGCCCUAUGGAGUUGCUAUGUUGGCCUACAAGGUUCUCGGAAUUUGCGAGCAUUUUCGACAAGCAGCUAGCGUCGUUUUGCCCCCACAAUACCUGCACCGAGCCGUCUUCCAUCGACAUGCCUACUUUUGUGACGGUGCCCAGCAACUUGCGGAUGCGCUUCGGGACAGUUGUCCCCUGUUUAGGUAG